UUUAAAUAGAAUUUUAAAUAUUCGUUCAAUUCGAGAUUCAAUGCCUAUAACUGAUUGUCCAACUUUUCGUGCUAAUGUUCCUUCUUUGCUUUUUGAAAGCACAAUUCAUGAUCAAACUUUGAAUGAGGAAGAUGAGCAAGAUUACGCUUCUGAAGCUGUUAGUACACCAACAACAAUUCCAAAUAAAUGUCCAACGUUUCGUGCUAAUAUUUCUUCACUUUUUGAAAGCACCAUUAAUACUUGCACUGAUACAUCAACUCCUUUUCAAAAAAAUUGUCCAACUUUUCGUGCUAAUAUUCCUUCCUUACUUUUUGAAAGCACAAUUCUUGAUCAAAGUUUGAAUGAGGAAGCUAAUAAAACACCUACACCUCCAAAUAAAUGUCCAACUUUUCGUGCUAGCAUUCCUUCUUUUUUUGAGAGCACCAUUUGUCAGGAUUCGGUGGUGGAUGAUCGUGCACAAAGCCAUGAUUUUGAAACAGCUGGACCUAGUACAUCAACAAAUUUUCCAAAACCAUGCUCCUCUUUAAAUAAAAAUCAAUUUGUUUUGAUUAAGGGAACUCCUUGCAAGGUGCGUGAGUUGAUCCGUCCAUCAGCACAACAAUCUUUUGAAACUGAAAAUAUUGAGAAUAAUCCUUCACCAAAUUCUUCUUAUAAUUUCGAUGAUCGUCGAAGUAUUAAUAUGCCUUCAAUUCUUUCCAAUUCUGAACAGACAUUCUUUGAAAAAUCUUCUACACCGGCGCAGGCAAAAAUUUCAUUGUUCCAGGCUGACCAAACACUUGAUAUUUAUGACGACGAGACUGAUGGAGGGAAAGUUGAAGAAGCGGAAGAAAAAGAUUUAUCUCAGAGUUCUAAUUUCUAUGCAUCGCCUCCAAAACAUUUUUUACACACUGUAUGCAUUAACAAGCCACCAAGAUUGACAUAUCAACCAAAGAUUAUUCGGCCUGAUCCAGAAUCUCCUUCUGUUGUGCAACUUGGUUUAAGACGUUCUAAACGAAAUCGGUUACCUCCUCUUCAACAUCAUUUGGGACAGAAGGCAAUCUACGAAAUUGACAUGGACGGAAAUCGAGUUUUGGUUGGCGCUACAGAGGUUGAACCUAAAGACAAUCUACGUAAGAAAUACGGCGUCCUUAAUAUCGUUAAAGCUGCGGAAAAGGAAGAUGAAGCAAAAAAGUUUAAACGGCGAACACAGUCUAUAAUGAAAAGACGUCGUCAGGAGCGUUUCAAACAUGAACUGAGCAAAGUAAAGGAAGAAGAUGAGUAA
Molecule: messenger RNA, 1261 nt
Organism: Meloidogyne enterolobii
Lineage: Eukaryota; Metazoa; Nematoda; Chromadorea; Rhabditida; Meloidogynidae
Source: the annotation of a GenBank genome assembly